AGUAGCUUUCACUGGCUGUGUGUCGUCAGCGUAUGAACGGAUUGUUGCCCUUUUACUUGGAUUUAUAAAACCCCACCGACCCCAUACAUCACAAUGUGGGGCUAAAGAACGAAACCCUGCAUUACUGUGUCUAAACAACACCCAUUCUCCUCCUGUGACUGUCCAAACUGAGGAUCUGCUCCGGCCAGCGCAGCGAUCAUGUCGGGGAAAAUAGAAAGCAAGCACGAAUCUCAGAAGUCUCACCUCUCCUCUUUCACGAUGAAAUUGAUGAAAUUUCAUUCACCAAAGAUUAAACGAACUCCAUCUAAAAAAAGCAAACAGCUGCAGCCGGAGCCUGCAGUAAAAACUCCAGAGAAACCUGUCAACAAGAAGGUGAGCCGAUUGGAGGAGCAGGAGAAGGAGGUGGUGAGCGCUCUGCGUUACUUCAAGACGAUCGUGGACAAGAUGAGCGUCGAUUCCAAAGUUCUCCAGAUGCUUCCCGGAUCAGCCAGUAAAGUUCUGGAGGCCAUUCUGCCUCUGAUGCAGGUGGAGGCUCGAAUACAGCACAAUUCGGCGAUGUCCUCCUGUCAUAACCGUGUGUAUCAGAGUUUGGCGAAUCUCAUUCGCUGGUCCGACCAGGUGAUGCUGGAGGGUAUCAACCUUGAUGAUAAGGACACUGUGGCAGCCGUCACCACAGUGAUCAAAGGUGUGCUGGACGGCGUGAAGGAGUUGGUGAAACUCACUAUAGAGAAACAAGAGCAACCGUCCCCGACGUCCCCCAGCAAACCAGCGCCCCCUGUGGUCAAAACAGAGAGUGUGUGUGAAAAUCCUUUAACUGAACGAGAGAAGGCGAUCCUGAGCAAGACCACACCCAUAGUCACGCCCACUGACAGCUUGACUGACAUGUCAGAAGAGGAGGUAGCUCCGCCUAAACCUCCUCUACCAGGGCUGAAACUAGCAGAGCACAGCCCGCCCGCUCUGCCUCCGAAGAAACGCCAGUCGGCCUCCUCCCCCACGCGUGUUGCCGUGGUAGCGCCGAUGAGUCGAGUCCCAUGUGGUGUCAACCUGCCUCCUGGAGCCCUGCGACAGCAGCAGGAAUUUGAUGCGGACCUCCUCCAGAGGCGGUUCUCCGGUGGCAGCCAUUCAUACGGCGGUGAUUCGCCCCGCCUCUCGCCCUGUAACAGUAUAGGAAAACUCAGCAAGUCGGAUGAGCAGCUGUCCUCUCUGGAGCGAGACAGCGGGCAAUGUUCUCGCAACACAAGCUGUGAAACACUAGAGGGAUAUGAUCCAGAUUAUGACUUCCUGCAUCAGGAUCUGUCCGUAUCUGAUCCGUUACCAUUUCCCACGGGAACCUGCAGCAGUCUGAGCCCUCUCCCAGAGUGCCACGGGGAAACUCAAACGUUAAGCCCUGUCCCAGUCCCCACCCACCCCCGUUUCAGCGCUCCGGUGACCAAUCAGGCUUGCGUGGACUACUUGACCUCACCCCUUACGCCCGGAACCAACAAUAGCGUUCUUCCCCCCGCCCUCCCGCAGAAAAAGCGCAGGUCUGCACCAAUCAUUUCGAGUUACCCUCUGUAUGAGCGCCUCCCAUCGCACUACGACAACCUAUCAGAAGAGGAGCAGCCCACGCCGCCCUUCCCACUGGUGACACCAGUAUCGCCUCUACCACAGGUCAACGGAGACGACCUCUCACAGUGUCAAUACGCUGACAGCCCACCGCCGCUUCCCGAGAAGAAGGGCAAACAAAUCCUGCAGUACAUGCAGUUUGUGGAGGAUUAUUCGGAACCGCAGCCGUCCGUCUUCUAUCAGACACCACAGAGCGAGAGUAUUUAUGAGCAGCGGAGGAAUAAACGUUUUCAGGAGGUUUACGGAUUUAACGAUUCCUACAGCAGCUCGGACUCCGUGCACGAACCCAUCCCACCUCCAGCGCUGCCACCCAAACAGAGACAGCUGGCCUCCUACGCCUGUCCCACUUCAUCCUCCUCUUCCUCUCUUUCAAUUCAUCCUCCUCCUGCUGGGCUUCCGGAGGAGGCGGAGCCUGCUCUUGGUGUAUGCCUAUCAGUGUCUAACUCCUUCCUUAGUGGCCACACCUCUUUGACCACACCCGUGAGUUCCGAUUUGAUUGGCUUGACCAAUGCCAGCAGAGCUCUGGAUGGUGGGGGUGUCCCUAACGGGUCCUUGACCAGCUCUCUGGUUUCUCUGGCUGUCUGUCUUCCUUCCGAGUCAUCUCUCUCUGACUCACUGCUUACCUCUGCGAGUGAAAGUAUUGACGAAGGUGGCGAGGGAGAAUACGUGAAUCUGUACUCGUCCACACAGCCUAACGGAGAUAACACACACCGCACUGACACUUUAUCUUGUGAUGAUGUGCUUCAAGACCACGCCCCUCACAUACCCUCGUCCAAUAGCAAGGAAGUGUUGUCUAAAGACAGGUUGAAGCAAUCCAGCCAUGAUCCGGUGGAUGAUGUUGAUGAAUUGUCCCUCAUUGAUCACAAUGAGAUUAUGAACCGCAUCACACUCAAAGCAGAGAAUGAUGAUGGUCCUGAUGUGAGAGCCGGCUCUGGUGAUAUACUGUUAGUUCAUGCUACAGAAACAGACCGCAAAGAUUUGGUGUUGUACUGCGAGGCUUUUCUCACCACCUACAGGACGUUUAUAACGCCGGAGGACCUCAUUAAAAAAUUACACUACAGAUACACGCAUUUCUGUCACAGUCCAGAUACGUUUAAGAAGCGCGUUAGUAAAAACACGUUCUUCGUGUUGGUGCGAGUCGUAGAUGAACUCUGUCUUGUGGAGUUGACGGAGGACAUCCUGAGGCAGUUGAUGGAUCUUGUUUUCCGGCUGGUUUGUAACGGGGAACUGAGUCUGGCAAGAGUUCUUCGGAAGAACAUUUUAGAUAAAGUGGAACAGAAGAGACUCCUGCAACACAUGCACACGCUCAAACCGCUUGCCGCAAGAGGCGUCUCUGCCAGGCCUGGCACGUUGCAUGAUUUCCGCAGUCAUGAGAUCGCAGAUCAGCUGACAUUGCUGGACGCAGAACUUUUCUACAAGAUCGAGAUUCCUGAGGUGUUGCUUUGGGCAAAGGAACAGAAUGAAGAGAAAAGUCCAAAUCUGACCCAGUUUACAGAGCACUUUAACAACAUGAGCUACUGGGUGCGCUCUAUAAUCAUCCAGCAGGAGAAAGCUCAAGACAGAGAGAAACUUCUGCUCAAAUUCAUCAAAAUCAUGAAGCACUUGCGGAAGCUCAAUAACUUCAACUCCUAUUUGGCAAUACUUUCUGCGUUGGACUCUGCACCAAUCAGACGACUGGAAUGGCAAAAACAGACAUCUGAGGGCUUGGAGGAGUACUGCACUUUGAUUGACAGUUCGUCGUCUUUCCGAGCUUACAGAGCUGCAUUAUCUGAAGUGGAACCUCCAUGUAUUCCCUACCUGGGUUUGAUUCUACAGGAUCUGACGUUUGUUCAUCUUGGUAACCCAGAUUUUAUUGAUGGGAAAGUGAAUUUCUCCAAACGCUGGCAGCAAUUCAACAUUCUAGACAGCAUGAGACGAUUCCAGCAAAUACACUACGAACUGAAACGGAAUGAAGACAUCGUCUCGUUCUUCAACGACUUUAGUGAUCAUCUAGCCGAGGAGGCAUUAUGGGAACUUUCGCUCAAGAUCAAACCGCGAAACAUCUCGCGGCGCAAGACGGACCGAGAGGAGAAGACCUAGAACCUCAAAUCUAGAACCUUAGAGACAAUUUAUAGUGAGACCUGAACCUCCUUCUGAACCUUAGGAACCCAUGCUAGGCUGUUUCAGAGUUCUUUGUCUGGUUCCGGAACUGAUACAUGAGAUCCAGUUUGCACCAAUAAACUGCAACACCGGCAGUAUUUUCCCCGAUUGGCUUUUACACUCAAGAGGAAAUCAUAACUCAGUAUAAAUAAAAGAAUAUUUACAGAUACUUUAACGUACACCCUCGGACACACAUAGAGGGUGAAAGAGGACUCAAACGCUACAAUAUAAAGCAAAAUCCUCAGAACCUUCUAUGCGUGUGUGGGUAUAUAGUGCGACGCACACUCUAAGAGGGCUUUGUUCAUUUGAUAUUAAUACACUGUGCUUGUUGCAGUGAGUUCAUUUUUGUUUGUCUCGCUCGGAUGUUUCGUUUGGCCUUCCAAAGGUCAGUCGCCCUUUCAGACUGAACUGUUGAUGUACUCGCCAAGUUGGUGUUGCCCAGUUGGAACUGUGCAACUGAGUCGACCAGUCACCAUUCAGACUGUUGGAUUGGGACACGGGAGGACAACUGUGCAAUCUUUCACCGUUAUAAAGGAAUAUUCACUGAUCUGUUGAAAUUAAUAUUAUUUGACAGAGACAAUGAGUAAUGGACUAUAUGGAAUAUAUUAAUUAGAAAAUUAAAGAAUGAACUGGAUGUUGGACUCAUUUCUUAUGUCAACUUUCUAUCGUUUUGUGUGUGACCUCGUGCAACCCUCGAUAUAACUGUUUACCCUGUUGCUAUGCUGACAGCCCCUGUUUGGCUGAAUCUAGCAAAAACGUUUGAGAACAAUUCUGGGUCAUGUUUCAGACUGAAAUAAAAAGAAAAAUAAUAUAAAAGUUAUUUUUUGCCUAACAAAUUUAAUCCUGUUUUUAGGACCAUUACAAUUUUGCAUUGUGAAAUACUUUUUAUGAUAAUUAAAUGCAUUUUCUCCCCCUUCCUGAUUGUCAGUAGCCUACUGUAAUGCACAAAAAAUCUCAUUCUCAUUACUGAAAAAAAAAAAAAUAUUAUAAAGUGCAUUUUAACAAUACAAUUUAAGUAUAUAUCAUGGCAGUAUUUGUUGCACUAAAUUAUGCUGGGCCUCAUUCAUUAAACAUGAUGAGAUCAAGAGUUAAUGCAAGCAUGCCAAAUUGUAUGCAACAGUUUACAUAAUGUUUUUUUUUUCUGUGAAUGAUUCAUAGAAAUUUGGCCUUGAACUAGUAAAUCGUUAGUAAGGCCAGUCUUAUGUAAUUUGUUGAAUUGAACGCGACACUUUACACUAGAAUGGUUUUACGAACAGUUCACACAGAAAUUUGGCCCUGAACCCGUAAAUCGUUAGCAAAGCUAGUCUUGCGUAAUUUGUCGAAUUAAAUGCAACCGUUUACAUAAAGUUUUUUUACGAACAAUUCACACAUAAAUUCAUCCACAAACCUGUAAAUCUUUAGUAAGGCCAGUCUUACGUAAUUUGUUGAAUUGAACGCGACACUUUACACUAGAAUGGUUUUACGAACAAUUCUCACAGAAAUUUGGCCCUGAACCCGUAAAUCGUUAGCAAAGCUAGUCUUGCGUAAUUUGUCAAAUUAAGUGCGGCAGUUUACAUAAAAAUGUUUUUUACGAACGAUUCACACAGAAAUUGGCCCGUGAACUCGUAAAUCAUUAGGAAAUCCAGUAUUAAGUAAUUGACGAAUUAAAUGCAGCAGUUUACAUCAAAUGUUUUCUACAAACGAUUCGCACAGAAAUUGAGAACCUGUAAAUCUUUAGUAAGGCCAGUCUUACAUAAUUUCUUGAAUUGAAUGCGACAGUUUACUGUAUAUAAAAUUGUUUUUAUGAACGAUUCUCACAGAAAUUUGGCCCUGAACAGUAAAUCGUUAGUAAGGCCAGUCUAACUUAAUUCGUCACAUUUAAUUAAAUGCUGCAGCUUUUUUGAAUGAUUCACACAGAAAUAUUCUCUGUUCGUAUUUUCCAUUGUGUCCAAAGUAACAGGAUGAUUUUCAUUGCUGUAUUACAGUCUUAAGAAUAAUAAUAAAAAAAUAAAUAAUCACAUUACAGAAAUGAGAAUAGGAUUUUUUUAAUUUUUUUUUAUGAAAAUCUAGGGAGAAAAAUUGCUUAAUUUUCAUGAAAAUAAUGUCACAAAAAAAGAUAAAUAAAUAAAUAAAAAUCAAGCUGGUCCGAAAAAAGCUUCGUUUUUUAAUGCAAUUUUUUUUCUUUUGAUUUUUGCCGUAAAAAUGUCCCCAGACAUUUCUUCGUGAGAUUCACCGCUUUCCUGGAAUGGACUAUGAUGUCAUAGAGAGGGGCAAGGCUCAGCAUUACCUGGCGACGAGCAGUUUUGAACACAUGUGGAUGUUUCCGGUUCUUUUGGGAUGUGUAUGAUACGUUAUGUAUAAAUGUAUGUGUACAGCUGUGAUGUAUAAUAGCCGAUCAUGUAGAGGGUGGUUAUGAGCAAAGAUCUUUUCAAGCCAAAUCAAUCAUGCACUAAAAUAACUAACAAUAUAUGGCAAAAAAACACAGUGACUGAAUAUGCUGUGGUAAUGGUUUUUCUACAGAAAGUCAUUCACAUAUAGGAGAUGGAAAGCUAUGACUGCUUUCUUCAGUGUUUGUUUGUGCGGCACCUAUGAUGUUGACAUUUACCAACUCCUGUUUUUUUUUUUUUUCCCUGUUACACCUAUAACAUCCUGUAUAUUUAACCAAUAAAACUGCUCACUUUGUA
Myxocyprinus asiaticus (Chinese sucker) is the source of this 6407-nucleotide messenger RNA. RefSeq names its product Rap guanine nucleotide exchange factor (GEF) 1b (gene rapgef1b). Bases 199 to 3684 code for a protein of 1161 amino acids. Gene Ontology annotation, molecular function: guanyl-nucleotide exchange factor activity. Gene Ontology annotation, cellular component: plasma membrane. The record is from RefSeq and is a predicted model, not a curated record. The transcript has 26 exons. Lineage: Eukaryota; Metazoa; Chordata; Actinopteri; Cypriniformes; Catostomidae. Gene Ontology annotation, biological process: Ras protein signal transduction; positive regulation of GTPase activity.